GCGCACAGGAUGGGCGGUUUGCUUCGCCGGAUGUGACGUCCGCAGCGGCGGCUUGAGGCAUUUGAAGAGCGGCGGUGAUGGAGAAGAAUAUUAAAUAUAUCUAAAGAUGAAAAGGAAAGUGGCAGGAGCUGGGAGGCUUAGGCUUAGCCCCAAUGAAGAAGCUCAGCUGUUGAAAGAAGAGCAUGAAAGAAGAAGAAAAUUGAGGCUACAGCAGGUUAGAGAGCAGGAGAGAAAUAUUGCUCUACAAAUAAGGCAAGAUGUGAAACAACGGAGAGAUGAGGAGCUGAAUAAUUUGGCAGAAGAACUGAAGGCAGAGUGGCAAAAAGCACAAGAGGAGAAGAUUAAAGCUUUGGAAAAGCUCUAUUUGUCAAGCUUGAGAGCUAUAGGAGAAGGACAUAGACAGGCAAAGGAAAAUGAACCUGAUUUGGAAGCACUGGCAAAGCAAGCCGAGGAAAGGAGGAAAAAGGCAGAAAAAAGACACGUGGAAGCAUUGAAGGAGCUGAAAAAUCAAAAAGAGAGGCUGCUGAAGGAACAAGCAAGGAGAGCAAAUGCACGGAGGCAUGCAUUCAACGUGGAAAAAGAGAGAGCUGCUAAAAUAGCAAGCCUCCCCCCUCCUCCCCCUCCCCCUUUUGAAAAUAUUGACCUAAAACCUACCUCCGCAGUGAAAGUCUGCGAUGUUGACACUUUUUCAGUUACUCACCAUCAUCUCUUUGGUCCACAUGUGGAUAGAGAAAUGGACACAGAACAGCCAGAUGCUCGGUUACUUGCUGAAGAUGAAGCCAAACAGAUAAAAGUACUGCAAAAUAACAAAGAAAGGGAAAGGAGGGAACGUCUGGAAAAAGCCCGUCUGAGAGGAAAGCAUGCCUUGAAGAUGGUUCGUUUAACCCAAGACCGGGAAAAGUUAAUGAAAGAGCUUGAACAGAUGCAAAUUAUGGACCUUGCUCGCAGAAGACAGAUUGUUGCCCAGAUGCCUCCUCAACUGUUUGAACCAGGCUACAGGCGAGUUGAGCUCAAGGAAGAAUGGCAGAGGGAGCUGGAGUGUGCCUUUGAAGACAUGUAUACUGGGGACAGGAAAAUGCAAGGAGACCUUAUUUUGCACCUCGAUCCACAGCCCUUGCCAACCCUCUCUGAUCGAUCUCAAGAUGAUGAAUUGGAACUCUCUCAGGAACCGGACUCUGUAUGCGAAGGGCCAUCAAUACCAGGGGAUGAGAUCAAGGACAGUGAGCCAAGUGGCAGUAAAGUAGAAAAGACAUCCCAAUCUCAAUCAAACCUAGCUCUAAAAAAGCUGCUAAACAAGAUCAAGAACCAAAAAGACCACUGGACAUCAAAAGAGAAGCCAGAGGCUCCAAGUGAAAUUGGAUCAAUAGAGUCAGGAACCAUUUCUAAUAGGGAGAGAAGGCUGUGUGAAUCAGAACCUGAGGCUGAACCAAAAGAUGCUCUUGUUUCUGAAGCCAAGGAGCUUCCGGAAACACUGGACCAAACUAUUGUUGCUGGAAAUGUGGCUCUAGAUCAUCCACAAGACGAAGCAGCUAAAAUUAGACAGGAAACAGAAAAACAAAAGCAGAUUGAAUGGAUAGAGCAACAAAAGCAAGAGCAGCUGAAGUUGCUUCAACAAAUUGAAGAGCAGAAAAGAAAGCUUGAGGUUGAUUUCCUGAAGACUCAAAUGCAGCAUCAGGAGUCAAAAGCUGAGAGAGACACAGAGAAUAAUGAUCAGGAACCUCAAGCCAUAGAAGUGAACGAUGCCGUCCCUGUUGCCCAUCAGCAGCCAAAAGUAGAACAGCAGGUAAUGAAGGAAGGUGUUCUGAAGUCUGAAAGGGAUGAAGAACCUCAGGCAGCCUGCACUUCUAAAGAGGACAACCACAUGGAGAUAAUUCGUGACUACCAGCAGCGUCUUCUAAAGCAAAACAGGAUGCACAGAGACUCCAUUGAAGAAGCUAGAAAACAGUUGCAUGAAUAUCAGAUCAAGCUAAAACAAAGAUACCAGUCAGUUUCUGCAGCAUUAUUUGGUCCUGCUGACAGAUUUGUGCAAGUAAAACUAGUCCCUCAACCUUCAUCACAAUUGCAUGGAUUUGAAGUAUUGCAGAGAGUUAACUUGAUAGCAGAUCAUCCUGCAAAGAAUACUCCUGUACAAAGGCAAGUCCCAUUGGAGCAAAGAAGCAAAGAGGGGGUGCUUGAUUUCAGCAGACAAGGACAAAUCCAGCCUGUGGGCUCCCCGGAGAAUCAAAGACCUUUUCAGUUGAUGCACCAGCAAAAAGAAAGACUGCCUACACUGAAUACAGUUGUAACACAGCGGGCAUCAUUUGCAUUUAAUUCACAGGGUGCUUCCAUUACGACUCAUCCGGGUCAGCAUGUCCGAUUCACCCUCCCUACAAACAGUAUUUCCCCUUCUUCAGAAACGCCUUUACCUGUGGUCCCUCAUGUACCUCAGAUAGAAGAGGCUCUUUUUCCACUAUCCCUGAAGCAUCAAGACGUUCCUACUGAGAAUAAGACAAAAACAAUUUCAGACCAAAUAUCCCUGCCUCCUGUGCAGCCAAACUCUUCUGUGCCUUUUGCUGUAACAAGUGAGGCUGAGAGUACCCAGGAGUCUUUGGUCCUGAGGAAGGGAAGCGGAUCCUUGCUUGGUUAUUCUGAUAUCGUGCAAUUGAGAGACCGGAUGGUGGCUUCGUCUGAGAACAUCCAAGCUCAGCAAGAACACUUGAAAGAACUGCAGGAGCAGCUGGAUGAGCAACGGGAAGCUCUUCUUUCUCGGCAGAAGGUACAGGAGGACAUGCUCAUGCAGAAGCACGCUCAGCUGAAACAACAAAUGGAGCAGCAACAAGAAGCUUUGAAAGAGUUCCUUCAACGGGCAGAAGAGUCCAGCAAUUACAGAGAGACAACGCAGACGCAAGAGACUAAUAGCUCCGGUUUGUUGACGUCAUUUUUAAAAGAAAUUAACAUCAGCAGCCAGCAAGAGGUUUGCUUUGGUGAUCUAAACAGCCUUUCUCAAAAGGAAGUUGUGUUUCAAAAUGAUGGUUCAGCAAGAAAAAAUGAUUCAUUUCAGAACACCUGGGGGAAAGAACAGAAAUGGACGCUUUCAAAGCCACCUUUGGCAAAAGUAAAAUUAGGACUUGAUUUGGAACAGCAUGAACUUAGUGUCAUACCAGAACUUGACACACCAAGGAGCGUCAGACUUUCUGCAACAGGUUACAGAGAGUCUCUUACUGAAGACGUUUUCCUCACUUCUAAAGUCUAUCAACUGGAAAGUAGCGAAAGCCCGCCUGACUCUCAUCAUGAAGAGACAGAUAUACAAAGAAUUAUAGCAGGUUACAAAGAAGAAACAUCUGGUACAAGUCAGGAUCAGGUGCAUGGAUCAUGGUGUGAGAUGGAUGGUUUGUCUGACUCAGUGUUUUCAGCCCAUUCUCAAGUGGAUCAAGGUUUACUCAGUUAUGCAGUUGAUAUUGGAAGAAGAGCAGAUCCUGAUUCUUCAUUUAGAGCAAAUAGUAUGGUAAUGCUUCACACGGCAUGGUCUCCUAAUUCAUUAAAUUUACAGACUUCUAUGCAACAGGUAGCCUGCAGCUAUUUUGCUUCAUCUCCUGUUUCUCCUGCCAUCAUUACAACCAACUACAAUCCAGAUGGAAGUCUUGAGAGCACAGAGCCCUGUUCAGCCACGGACCAGCCGAAGCAUUUCAACCCUCCGAUGGAAGAGAAGGCAGAUGAUGCAUGGGGUACAUUGCAUGAGCAGGAUGACCCUUCAGAAGUUCUUCAUUCCCAUCUGUCUGCUAGAGAAGCGCUCCACUCUAAUGAAAGCAGAAUUCAGCAAAUCAUAAACAAAUAUACAAGAGAUUUCAGCUGGUCUCUGAGCAACAUAACUUCCUAUGAUCCAGCAGUAGGACUUGAUGCCACUGAAAUGGAAAGAAACUUUCCAAACUUCCAUCGUGAGCUUUUUCAGUCCUUGCAGCAAAGUCCUGACUUCAAUAUCUCCUCAAGUUUUUCUCAGUGCAAAGCAUCUCCCAACAGCAAAGACUUAAGCAAGAGUUCAGCUUUAUCUCAGAGUCAUGAAUUAACAGCUUCCAGUUUGGAGAACAGAAGCAACAGUCUUUCAUUUAUUAGCACAGGAAAGCUAAGUAAUACUCUGCCAACAGGACAGACGACUGAUGAAGAGGUGGAAGCAAUAUUGGAAGAUUUUCAACCAGGUGCUGAAGAAUUGUUUGAACCGCUGCUAAUGGAAUCUGCCUUGAACCAGUAUAGGCAGAGUGCUUCACCUCAAGCCCAUAGCGUUGUCCCUGAAUACAACUUUGAAGUCAGGAAAUCGGUUGAGAAUCGACUGUAUAUUUCACCUAAGAGUACACAGUCCGAAGAGCAGGGAGUCAAUGAGGAUGAUAGCAAUCUUCAUUCUUCUAUUGAACAUUUUCGCAGUCUGAGUCCAGUUGAAGAUCAACACUUGUUUUAUCAGCUGGUUCCAGAUCCUGAUACAGGGAAAAUUACUAUUGGAAGGACAGAGUCACCAAAAGUAGGCUCCGGAGAGGAGAGUGUUUGCUUUGCUGAACUACCUUCUGCGUUUAGUCAGGGGAAGUAUGAGGCUGGUAUUGAAAAAGUAACUAUGAGGAAGAAUGCAGAAAUUAAUCUCUCUUGGGGCAGCCAACAGGCUGAUGGAGAACAGCAUUCUCCAAAAACAGAUACAAUGCUAAGCUUGGCUCAAGCAAUGGAUUCACAACUCUCAUUUGGUCUUUUGCAUGAUUCUGAACUGGAGAGUGAGCCUCAGAUGUUUCGGCCACCAGAUCAUAGCAUUGGGCAAGUUAGAGGCUUUGAUUCCUGUUUGUCACAAAGCACCGUUCCAAUCUGGGAAAAACUUACAGGGAGAGGUAUUAUGGAAGAGCCUGACCUGACUUUAAUAAGCGCCAAUGACAUCAGCACUGCAGAAUCGGACAUAGAACUCUUUAUCCAAACAGAGAGUGGAAAGGAGAAAAGUGAAAACCUGUCAAACUCUGGUUCUCCUGAGAGCAGAAGAUUUCUACCUCUAAUUUCAGAAGUGGAUGGUUCCAUUUCCACUCAGAGUGAUCAGGCAUCAGGAGCCCAAAGCUCCCAAGGGGACUGUGAUGAGAAAACCGAACCAGAGGCAGUGUUGCUCACAACGGCCGCUACAAGCCUGCAAGAAUCAUUUUUGAAGCGGAAGAAAGAUUUCAUCGAGAGAUCCUCUAAAAGGGUGGAAAAACUUAAAAGCAAAGAUAAGGGUUCUGGAAAACCUGAGGCCAAGGCACCUCAACAGGAAAAAGCACAGCUUCAAAAACCAAAAGAGAAGUUGCUACGUUCUGGUACAGGUGUCAGCUGCCUCAAGAAAGUGGAAGAAGUAAAGGUGUGCUCUCCUGACGACCGCAGGUCAAUAGAAAUCCAGAUGCACCAGCGCACUUCAAGAUUAUAUAAUAAUCUAUCUGAAGUAAAAACCAGGAAGGAGCAGAUAGCAAGACAAGAACAUUAUGCCAAAAACCGAGAAAGAGCAAAGGAAUUUCAAAAGAGAACACUGGAAAAACUGCGAGCAAGAAAAGCUAAUGCAAAAACUUAGCAGGCUCCUUGUGGGUGGGGUGAAUAAAUUCCGAACAGUGUGUGAACAAAAUUGCUUUGCAUCCACCAGUGUAAACAAUGAAUCACAUCUUCAUGAUUCCUGAAAGUUGCAAUUUCCAGACAGUCCUGUUUCACUUGAAUUAUGUCUUAUAACCCCCCAAACCUUGUAUAUUUUUUUAAUGUAUCAAGCACUUUUAUAUUGUAGAUAUUUAUAAUAAAAUUGACCUUGAUUUA
This is a messenger RNA of Anolis sagrei ordinatus, 5772 nucleotides long. Lineage: Eukaryota; Metazoa; Chordata; Lepidosauria; Squamata; Anolidae. The record is from RefSeq and is a predicted model, not a curated record.